CCGGCUUUGGUCUGGGGGGCGUUGGUUAAAAACGUUGUGUCUUUGCACGGUGCUUGCGGUCAUUCUGCUUGAUUCUUCUCUAAAGCAGUGAAAGGUUGUCAUUGAGUAGUUGUGGGAGGGCUUUCUUUUACCUGAGGCGUUGACAGAUCUGUAAAAUGGGAUUUGCCGAAAUUCUCUGAAUUCGUGCCUAACAUAAACACUGCAUCCAGAAGCCACAGUAGUGAUGUUUGGAGUUUAGUCCUCCUACAAUGAUUUGUAAAUCACGCCGUGGUUUGUAAGCUCAGUAGCGUUUUUAAUACUAAGUAUAAUUCAUUGUGUGUAAUAGAAUUUUCGGUGUCUUCUCUAGGAGGAAGGAAUGAGAGUUUUGUCUUAUGGCUGCUCCAGGAAAGGUGGCAGCUUUCCGUCUACCUCCCCUGCCAACUAUUGGAGAAAUUAUUAAACUCUUUCGCCUUAAAGCACUGAAACAGCUUUCCCAGAACUUUCUACUGGAUUUGCGAUUGACAGACAAGAUAGUGAAACAGGCUGGUGAGCUGAAAAAUGCCCAUGUUUGCGAAGUGGGCCCUGGGCCAGGAGGAAUUACCAGAUCCAUUCUCAGUGCUGGUGUUGAACAACUCAUUUUAAUUGAAAAAGAUGCUCGAUUUAUUCCAGGAUUGCAGAUGCUCUCUGAAGCAGCUCCAGGAAAAGUGCGCAUCGUUCAUGGAGAUAUCCUCACCUAUAAGAUGGAGAAGACCUUUCCAAAGCACUUAAAAAAGAACUGGGAGGAUGAACCACCAGAUAUACAUAUCAUUGGGAAUUUGCCCUUCAGUGUUUCAACUCCUCUAAUCAUCAAAUGGCUUGAGAAUGUUUCGAAAAGGGAUGGACCUUUUAUUUAUGGCAGGACACAGAUGACACUGACUUUUCAAAAGGAAGUUGGGGAGAGACUUACAGCUAAUCCAGGAAGUAACCAACGAAGCAGACUGUCCAUCAUGGCUCAGCAUCUCUGCACUGUGGAAAACUGUUUUGUAAUUCCAGGUCAAGCCUUUGUUCCAAAGCCAGAGGUGGAUGUGGCUGUGGUGCAUUUCACUCCAUUGGUACAACCAAAGAUACAGCAACCAUUUGAGCUGGUAGAAAAAGUGGUUCAAAGUGUUUUUCAAUUUAGAAGAAAAUACUGCUUCCGUGGAAUUGAGACCCUGUUUCCUGAAAAUGGACGCUUGAAAAGAACAGAACAGCUGAUGAUGACAGCAGAUGUUGAUCCAACUCUACGUCCUUUUCAGCUCUCUAUGUCACAAUUUAGAAACCUGUGCAAUGCAUACAGGAAAAUGUGUGAUGAGGACCCAAGCCUUUUUGUGUUCAACUACAGAGAAGAACUACGGCAAAAGAAGAUGACAGGAAAUGUACUUGGAAGUACUGAUCAGCCUGAACAGACUGAAGAGGAAAAUCAGCUCUAACAGCACAAGUCUGAGUUUUUUUUUUUUAUUAGUUUUAACUAAGGUUGUUGGUUGUUAAGUUGUUAAGGUGUUGGCUCAGUAAAGGAAGGCUUAGAUGUUCCUACAUCUGUGCAGAUGUGAAAGACCUACUUCUGAGAAUGUGGUAGCGAGAGAGAGGGCAUCUCUAUUCCAUUCAGCUGCAGACAAAAGGGAAAAGGCAAUCCAGGUUCUUUUUACUUCAGGGGAAUGGCUAGAACACGUACCAAGAAACAAGGUAUGUUGUGAGAACAGGUCAUUAAGUUGCAAUACUUCUGAUAUAAUUGAAUUUUGUAUGAAUGUGCUUUACUGAAAUGGAAGAAAAAUACUUUUCAAACAUCAGCAUAUAAGAUGGUGUUUGGGGUUUUGUUCUUUUUUAUCUUGGAACAUCCUACUGUGCAAAGUAAUUUAAAAAACAGAAGCCAAGACUCUUAUAAAUACACUCAAGUGACUGGCUUAUGGGAGGAUAAAGUGCACCAAUUGCCUCAAGGUCUGCUAAUACUCAUCUCAUUUAUGCAGAAGCAAAGAAUUUGGGAUUUAAAGCUCCAACUACAGAAAAGCACCACAAUAAAAAGUAGAAAACAUGGCUAAGUACAAUACUUAUUUGUCUUUUACUGUACAGGCUCAUAGAGAAAAUAAAAAAUACAGUCAAAUAAAAGAUUACAGGCCAAGCUUUGUUUUUGUAUUUACAUAUAUGUAUAAAGUAUAAACAGCAUUGAAACAUACAAAAAUGAAACUUCUGCACUGUUGUGCACUAAAACACAUUAAAAUAACUUAAUUGUGCUUUAAAUAAAGCAAACAUGAAAACCAAAGAAAGAAAAUGCCCAAGGGUGAAAAAUUCAGUUUGCAAUGCUACUUUUCACUGUAAACCCCUCUGCCACUCACUAGCACCUUUUCCACGUUACUUAAAAUAUUAAUGGGGUCAUCCCCAAGAACACUACAUCAUCUUAAUAACUGCUUGAAAGGGAUGAACUAAUUUACAAACCUGGGCCAACUUAAUCUAGUUUUGAUCCACAAUAAAUUAAAAUAACUUAAAAAUCCUUUACAGCUGUUCUUGAGCAAAAAUGUAUUAGUGCACAAAAUCAGAGAGUAGUUUUCCUGCAGCUUCCAUGAAUUUACUAGUUUUAAAAUAAAAGGUUUGUUAAAUUUUAUGGGGACUUCAAAUGAA
Cinclus cinclus is the source of this 2610-nucleotide messenger RNA. It is a transcript of the gene TFB1M, whose product is annotated as transcription factor B1, mitochondrial. Lineage: Eukaryota; Metazoa; Chordata; Aves; Passeriformes; Cinclidae. The record is from RefSeq and is a predicted model, not a curated record. The transcript has 7 exons. Gene Ontology annotation, biological process: transcription initiation at mitochondrial promoter; rRNA methylation. The coding region runs from base 372 to 1427 and encodes 351 amino acids. Gene Ontology annotation, cellular component: mitochondrial matrix. Gene Ontology annotation, molecular function: mitochondrial transcription factor activity; rRNA (adenine-N6,N6-)-dimethyltransferase activity.